Vicia faba (fava bean) is the source of this 300-nucleotide messenger RNA. The record is from the annotation of a GenBank genome assembly. NCBI's taxonomy places the organism in Eukaryota, Viridiplantae, Streptophyta, Magnoliopsida, Fabales, Fabaceae.
AUGUCUUUGACUAAGAAUAUUCUUGCGAAUAUUCUUGGGUACGAAGAUUGUGAUUUCGUCCUCAAAUGGAGCGGAUCCAUACCCAUAAACCCAACAAAACAAAACCUCGGUGCCACUUUUCUCAUUCAUCACAACGCAUGUGAAGUUGAGGUCGCGUCACUCGUCAGCCGCCGGAAAAAGUCACCGACUCAUCCAGGUUUUCCUCUUCUCCUUUUCCCCUUCCCCUCUCCCGGCGCGGCCGUAGCGCGCGACUACGCCAUUCCGCAGCGAUAUACGGCCGCGAAAGCAUACGAAGUAUGA